UGGAUCAUUACGGAUUCGGAGAAAACCUUCAUAUCGGCUUCGCCAUGGGCGUGGAAGGACAAAGGCGCGGAGUGGACUGCUGGUGGAUUGCUGUGAUUUUGUCGCUGUGCUUCGUAGAGCGGAUUUGUGCUCAACUAAGAUACUCUGUUCCUGAGGAGGUACAGGUCGGAUCGACUAUUGGAAAUGUCGCCAAGGAUUUAAGCCUUGACAUCAGCACGUUGAGAAGCAGACGAUUUCGCAUCGUGUCGGGUCCAAAUCACGCUUUGUUUCACUUAAAUCAGAACAAUGGGGUGUUGUAUGUUGGACAAAUUAUGGACCGUGAAACACUCUGCGAUGGAACCAAAGUCUGCUUGAUGAACUUAAAAAUUGUUGUCGAAAACCCUCUAGAAAUACACUACAUUGGAGUGGAAAUAACCGAUGUCAAUGAUCACGCACCGACUUUUCCAGAGAGUGAGCAGCGGCUGGAAAUAGGAGAAAAUACCCCUCUCGGUACUCGUUUUCAAAUCCACGCCGCCAGGGACCCUGACUUUGGUACACAAUCAGUCCGAUUAUAUAAACUGACCUCAAAUGAUAUUUUUGAUAUCGAAGUCAGAGACAGUGAGGAGGACAAGGUACCGUUUAUAGUACUGAAAAAGUCUUUGGACAGAGAGAAAAAGGCUGAACAUCGCUUAUCAUUAACGGCCACUGAUGGAGGGAAUCCGUCCAAAUCUGGAAGCCUGAAUUUAACUAUAACUGUGAUAGACGCAAAUGAUAACCGGCCUGUGUUCAGUAAGGAUGUUUAUACAGUUUCAUUAGAUGAAAAUGCGCCGACAGGAACUACUGUAAUACAGUUAAAUGCCACAGAUUUAGACGAAGGUCUCAAUGGCGAAAUCGAAUACUCGUUUGGAAAAACACAAAAGAAAAAAGUACAAGAUACAUUUGAGUUGGACAGUGUCACUGGUGAAAUUAGAGUGAAGGGGAUGGUAGACUUUGAAGACACAGAGCUCUACAGACUAGACUUGCAAGCUUCAGAUAAAGGCCAGCCACCGUGGGCAGCCGAAAAUUCUGGAACUCCGCCACUCAGCAACAACGUGACAGUCAACGUGUUCAUUCUGGAUCAGAACGACAACGCUCCAGUCAUCCUGUAUCCACUCAGCUCCAACGGCUCUGCUGAAGGUGUGCAGGAGAUUCCCCGCAAUGUCAACGCAGGACACCUGGUGACUAAAGUCAGAGCCUAUGACGCUGAUAUAGGAUAUAACGGCUGGCUGUUGUUCUCACUGCAGGAAGUCACUGACCACAGUCUCUUUGGUUUGGACCGCUACACAGGACAGAUCAGGACGCUUCGUUCAUUCACAGAGACAGACGAGGCUGAACAUAAACUGGUCAUAUUGGUCAAAGACAAUGGGAAUGUCUCACUGUCAGCAACAGCGACUGUGAUUGUCAAACUUGUGGAGCCUAAAGAGGCCUUUGCAGCUUCUGAUGUGAAAAGUGCAGCAAAAGUGGAGGAGGAGGACAACGUUACAUUUUACCUGAUGAUAACUUUGGGAGCUGUUUCUAUACUUUUUCUUUUCAGCAUCAUAGUGCUGAUCGCAAUGCAGUGCUCCAAAUCCACAGACUACACUUCUAAAUAUCUGCAGGAGACAAAUUACGAUGGAACUUUGUGUCACAGCAUUCAGUACAGAUCCGGAGACAAACGAUACAUGUUGGUUGGUCCCAGAAUGAGUAUUGGAUCUACUAUAGUCCCUGGAAGUCAUGCAAAUACUCUCGUGCUUCCUGACAGGAGGAGGCCAUCUGAAGAGUUUCAGUUCCAAGUUGUAGCCACAGAUUCUGGAACUCCGCCACUCAGCAACAACGUGACAGUCAACGUGUUCAUUCUGGAUCAAAACGACAACGCUCCAGUCAUCCUCUAUCCACUCAGCUCCAACGGCUCUGCUGAAGGUGUGGAGGAGAUUCCCCGCAAUGUCAACGCAGGACACUUGGUGACGAAAGUCAGAGCCUAUGACGCUGAUAUAGGAUAUAACGGCUGGCUGUUGUUCUCACUGCAGGAAGUCACUGACCACAGUCUGUUUGGUUUGGACCGCUACACAGGACAGAUCAGGACACUUCGUUCAUUCACAGAGACAGACGAGGCUGAACAUAAACUGGUCAUAUUGGUCAAAGACAAUGGGAAUGUUUCACUGUCAGCAACAGCUACUGUGAUUGUCAAACUUGUGGAGCCCAAAGAGGCUUUUGCAGCUUCUGAUGUGAAAAGUGCAGCAAAAGUGGAGGAGGAGGACAAUGUUACAUUUUACUUGACGAUAACUCUGGGAGCUGUUUCUCUACUCUUCAUCAUCAGUAUCAUCGUUCUGAUUGCAAUGCAGUGCUCCAAAUCCACGGACUACACUUCGAAAUAUCUACAAGAAACUAAUUAUGAUGGAACACUGUGUCACAGCAUUCAGUACAGAUCUGGAGAUAAACGAUAUAUGCUAGUUGGGCCCAGAAUGAGUGUUGGAUCUACAAUUGUUCCUGGCAGUCACGCAAAUACACUGGUGCUCCCAGACAGGAGGAGGGCAUCUGAAGAGAACUGGCUCUGCCCCUUCUAUGGAGAAUAUGUUCAGGGCGACGGAAAGGACGCAGUACACGAUCAGAAGCACGAGCAGAAAGAGCCGAUGCCGGGAUUUGCACAGGGCAUGUCGGAUGAGGAAUAUAGUUCAAAUCUUUAUGCCUCAGCAUACGACAAUUUAGGUCAGAACACGUAA
Messenger RNA from Salarias fasciatus (jewelled blenny), 2717 nucleotides. RefSeq names its product protocadherin gamma-A5-like. Lineage: Eukaryota; Metazoa; Chordata; Actinopteri; Blenniiformes; Blenniidae. Gene Ontology annotation, molecular function: calcium ion binding. The transcript is spliced from 4 exons. Gene Ontology annotation, biological process: homophilic cell-cell adhesion. Gene Ontology annotation, cellular component: plasma membrane. The record is from RefSeq and is a predicted model, not a curated record. Bases 45 to 2717 code for a protein of 890 amino acids.